AUGGCAAAGUUGAUCGAACGGGGUGGUCCUGUCCUGGGACCCCGGGGGUCCCAGAUUCAACCUGAUCCAAAUUGGACUCCAAAUGAUCUGGAAUCUCGCUACGUGAACGAGUCCGGACUCUAUGAGCUGAUUCUGAAAUCCAAUCUGCCAUCGGCAACCGCGUUUCAGGACUGGGUCGUGGACGAGGUACUUCCAUCCAUCCGCAAAAGCGGACAGUAUUCUCAUGCUGCAGACCAUCUCAGAACUUUAACGGUGGAAGUCGAGCGACAGUAUAUCUACCUGGCUAUGGUCCAAGAAGAGCCUCUCCGGAUUGCCAAAUAUGGUCGAACCAUCCGGAAAACGACGGAGAGAUAUGCGGAGAAUCGAAGAAAGUACACCAAGCCCUUCUUCUUCCACCCCGUGAUCGAAAUGGAGGUCGAUGAUGCUGUCAAAGCAGAGAAAUUCUUUUCAAAGCUACCAGAGAUCGUAGACAACAAACAUUCGAUCAAAACAACUCUAGGCAUGGACAAUGAAACGUUCAUUGUGCCCCCAACCCUCACCAUACAAAAGCUCCAUUUCUUGAUGAGAAAAGCUGCAGCGUUGUCAGUCUCAAAGGACCUCUUGAUGGGGCACGUUACAGGCGAAGACAAAGAAGUAACACUCGCAAAACUGACCCUUGAAACCCGCCGACUAGAAACCGACCAUGACUAUCGGAUGGAGGUACUGAAACGCGGUGAGGACGCUGUUGUGACCAUUGCCGUGCCGGCGAAGAAGCGCAAGGUAACUGUCACAGAGAGGGAUAACUCACAGGAGACGGUGGAAGAAACGAGCAUGGAGGACAUGGGUGGAGAGUUGGUAGAAGAGUCAACAAUGGAGUAUGUAGAGGGGGAGGAUGCCACCAAUUUCGACAAGAAGGUGCAGGACUUCAUCCGGAGCAUGUGCGAAUUCGGUAUCGAUGACCGUUCUGCCCGCACAGUGGACCGAUUCCGGACGGACAAGGUGUACCUCCACCAGGAGUUCGUCAAACUGCAUGGGAAGACAUCCCCGGGAAAGUUCUACGCCGCCUGCCAGCAGCUGAAAGGAGUCGAGCCCGUCACAGUGUGCGUGGAGGAUAGACACAUCAAGGCUUUCUCCAGUAUCCGUCUCAAAAAGCGGUCUCCACUGCUGUCUGGAGAGAUCUUGAUGAAUCGGUACCUGGAGGAGAAGUGCAAUGCGGGUGAUGACUCGUACUGCAUUGGGAAGCUGGAGUUCUAUCAGAACUUCACACAAUAUGCGAAACAAUUUGUGAAGGAGGAUGCUAUGACCUACAAACAUGGCUUCAGCGCAAAUGCCUUCAACAAGUUUCUGACUUCUAAGGGGAUUUCAGUGUCCAGAACUACAUGGAGAGGGGCUUGGGGCAAGAUCUGUGUCGGGGUUCGCCCGUAUGUUGGCUACCCGACCGUGGAAGAGAUCAUCUCGGUGUUCCUGGAGAAACGUUCUGAGGAUAGGGAGGGAGCGAACGUAGGGCGCCCGGAGCUACUAUCGGCGUUGACAACGUUCGUUAGACACCACUACGUCAUUGCUCCAGUUGUGCCAAAGGACGCACCCACUAUGCUAUUCGACGCCACGAGUGGCCCCAGAACCGUCAGAUUACUCGCAAAAGAAGCCGAUCCUGCUGCUAUCGUCAGGCCGUUUGAUCCCGUCAGUGUACCAGCAAAUGUCGACGGUCCCGAGGUGACCGAGAUGCCGUUCGACGCAACCAGAGCACCCGCAAAUGUCGAAGAUCCCGAUGUUACUGAGAGUCCAUUUGACGACGUUAUGCCUCCAGCGGUGACAAUAGGACCUGCAACUGCAAGGUUGCUCGCAAAUGUUGCUGUGCCGGCUGCUAUCGUCAGGCCGUUCGAUCCCGUCAGUGUACCUGCAAACGUGGAAGAUCCUGAGGUGACCGAGAUGCCGUUUGAAGAUGUGAUGCCUCCAGCACAAGAAAACGGUCCCGUAACGAGGAGCUUUCCUGUAUCCGGGGCGAGCGACAUCAAGCAUGUCUCACUCGAAUUCUCCCAAAUUACCGAAUUCGACGUGCUGUUUGGGACCCUCGUUCUCAAUGCGGGUGCAUUUCUCCCGUCCAAUGACGCGCAGGAGAUGCCAUUUGCGGCGGACUUAUUGGACCCCGAUGACGCGUAA
Messenger RNA from Klebsormidium nitens, 2139 nucleotides. NCBI's taxonomy places the organism in Eukaryota, Viridiplantae, Streptophyta, Klebsormidiophyceae, Klebsormidiales, Klebsormidiaceae. The record is from the annotation of a GenBank genome assembly.